Molecule: messenger RNA, 8076 nt
Organism: Mizuhopecten yessoensis (Yesso scallop)
Lineage: Eukaryota; Metazoa; Mollusca; Bivalvia; Pectinida; Pectinidae
Product: multidrug resistance-associated protein 4-like
Exons: 25
Coding region: 78-4445 (1455 amino acids)
Biological process (GO): transmembrane transport; monoatomic ion transport
Cellular component (GO): plasma membrane
Molecular function (GO): ABC-type transporter activity; chloride channel activity; ATP binding
Source: RefSeq, a predicted model, not a curated record
UCAGUCAGCGAUCGCGAGCGGCGGGUGAUGUAGAGGACAGCAAUGUUUAUUCUAGGAUUUUGUAUGUAACACCAAACAUGGAUGAAACUAUUCGACACCAUAAUCCUAACCCUUUGCUCACGGCAAAUCCAAUAUCUAAGGUUUUCUUUUGGUGGCUUAACCCAACUUUCUCAACAGGAUAUAAGAGGAGAUUGGAAGUAGACGAUUUGUUUAAUGUUGUAAAGUGUGACUCAUCAGAAGAGCUUGGAAACAGACUAGAAAAAGAAUGGGAGAAGGAACUGAAGAAGCAGGAGAGUGGAGGAAAGGCCAGCCUGCUGAAGGCUCUCGUUCGUAUGUUUGGUUUCCAGUAUAUGCUCCUGGGGAUCAUCGUGUUUAUAGAGGAAGGAACGAAGGUAGUGCAGCCGUUAUUACUUGGGCAGUUGAUACGAUAUUUCACGCCUGAUUCCACCGUCAGUGAGAGGGAUGCCUACCUCUAUGCCAUGGGGGUCAGUCUGUGUGCUAUUGUGCUGGCCGUGGCCCAUCAUCCUUAUUUCUUUGGGGUACAAAGGAUUGGAAUGCAGAUGAGAGUUGCGUGUUGUUCCCUUUUAUACAGAAAGUCGCUGCGGUUAAGUAACACAGCCUUGGGUCAAACAACAACUGGUCAAAUUGUCAAUCUAAUGUCAAACGAUGUCAACAGAUUUGAUACAGCGGUUUUGUUCCUCCACUUCCUGUUGAUCGGUCCAUGUCAGGUGAUCGCCGUCCUGGUCAUCCUGUGGCUCCUCAUGGGACCAUCGUCGAUUGCAGGAAUCGGCCUCCUUCUCAUCAUCAUCCCUUCACAAAGCAUAAUGGGCAAAUUAUUUACAAAAUUGAGACACAAAACAGCCAUUCACACAGAUGAAAGAGUGAAAGUAAUGAAUGAAAUAAUCACUGGAAUGCGGGUUAUCAAGAUGUAUUGUUGGGAGAAACCGUUUGGUGAACUUGUCAGCAAGUUACGCAAUUUAGAAAUGCGUCGUGUGAGGUCAACCCAGAACACACGCAGCCUCAUUGUGGGGCCGUUUUUUACGUCCAGCAAGUUGCUUGUAUUUCUGACAUUCCUGCCCUUCACCUUGACUGGUCAUCCACUCGUGUCAGAUGUGACUUUUGUUACCAUCGCAAUGUACCAAGCCAUACACGUGUCCACAGUCUUGUUCAUCCCCCAAGGUGUCCAGUUUGCCACAGAAUGUAGAGUAACAGUGAUACGGUUACAGAAAUUCCUACUUCUUGAUGAACUGAAAGUGGAGAGGCCCAUUACGGGUAUCCGUCCACAGAUCCGAGAUUGUAUGGUCAAAAUUGACAACAUCACAGCCAACUGGGAUGAGAAAAUUGAGCAGCCGACGUUGAAGAACAUAUCUGUGGAGGUCGGACAUGGCAAACUGCUGGCAGUGAUAGGCCCAGUGGGUGCUGGCAAGUCUUCAUUACUCAUGAGCGUUCUCAAGGAAAUUCCACUGUCAGAGGGCAAGGUGACGGUCAAAGGUCGCAUUGCCUAUGUAUCCCAGCAGGCCUGGGUAUUUUCAGCAAGUCUGCGACAGAAUAUCGUGUUUGGGGGUGUAUUUGACAACAAAAAGUACAACAGAGUGCUGAAGGCUUGUGCUCUUCACAAGGACAUGGACAUGAUGCCCCAGGGUGACAGUACCCUGAUUGGUGACCGAGGGGUCAGUCUGAGUGGAGGUCAGAGGGCGAGGGUUAGCCUGGCACGUGCUCUGUACAUGGACGCAGAUGUCUACCUGUUAGAUGACCCCCUCAGUGCUGUAGAUGCUGCUGUUAGUCGCCAUCUGUUCGAAAAUGUAAUACAGGGGGUGUUGAAGUCCAAGCCCGUUAUCCUAGUCACACAUCAGCUACAGUUCCUAGCCGAGGCUGAUGAGCUCAUCAUACUGAAGGAUGGGGAGUGUGUAGGCCAGGGGACGUUCGAAGAGAUGGCAUCUUCAGGGGUGGAUUUUUCCUCGCUGCUUAAGACAGAAAAGGAUGAUGAGGAAGAUAAUGAAGAGGAACAACACAUACUACAGCGUCUUGACUCGCAUAUUUCCUCCCGCUCGCCUGGUCCCAGUGACAUUGGCUCAACAUUCUCUCUCACUUCUAUUGGCACAGAGUUCCAGCCGGAGCCUGUCCAGCUCCCCGAGGAGGAGGAGAGAAAGGGGGGAACUAUUGGAUGGAAGGUUUACUUUGAAUACUUCAAGGCUGGCUCUGGGGUUUUCUCUUUCACCAUCUUAGUUCUGCUGAAUCUGCUGGCACAGGUUUCCUAUGUCAUGAGUGACUGGUGGCUUUCUAUAUGGUCAAACCAGGAGGAGCAUCGACAUUACAUGAUACAGCAGGAUCAGGCCCUGCGUGACCUGGGACACAACAUUACCAACAUCACCAUUCCUUACGUGGAUACGCAUCAGAACAUCUACAUAUUCACCGGGAUCAUUGUGGCUGUCUUCCUCUUCGGUAUCCUACGAGCCCUCAUGUUCUUCAAGGUCGCUGUAGAUGCUUCCAUGAAUCUCCACAAUGGCAUGUUUAACAGACUCCUACGUGUGCCUAUUGCCUUCUUUGAUACCAAUCCAGUUGGACGUAUCCUGAACAGGUUUUCUAAAGACACGGGCCACAUGGACGACAUGCUACCAAUUACCUUCUUUGAUUUUGUUCAGUGUUUCCUGUUAAUCCUGGGGAUCAUACUGGUGGUGUGCGUCGUGAACCCCUGGGUAUUUAUCCCCCUCGUACCGCUGUGUAUCGUCUUUUAUGUCACGCGCACCUACCACAUCAAGACGUCCCGCCAUAUCAAGAGGCUGGAGGGCACAACGCGAAGUCCCGUGUUUUCCCACCUCAGUGCCUCCCUACAAGGUCUCCACUCGAUCCGUGCAUUCUCCAUUCAGGACAAGUUCAUGGAGGAGUUUGAUAAUCACCAGGACCUACAUUCUGAAGCCUGGUUCAUGUUCCUGUCCACGAGUCGCUGGCUCGCCGUCAGACUAGACUGGAUCUGUGCCAUGUUUGUCACUGUGGUGGCACUGUUAUCUGUCCUAAUGUCAAAAGACAUGGAUGCUGGGAAGGUUGGCCUGUCCUUGACCUAUGCCAUGACCUUGAUGGGUAUGUUCCAGUGGGCAGUUCGACAGAGUGCAGAGGUGGAAAAUCAGAUGAUCUCUGUGGAACGUGUUCUCGACUACUCACGGCUGGAGACAGAGGGCGAUCUAGAAUCAAAGAAGGGCCACAAACCUCCACCAGAGUGGCCACCGAACGGAGAAAUCAAGGGAACCAACGUAACCCUAAAGUACUCCAAAACUGGACCUCUUGUUCUCAAACAUCUCUCGUUCUAUAUCAAGGGACGCGAAAAGGUUGGCAUUGUGGGAAGGACAGGUGCGGGAAAGAGCUCCUUAAUAGCCAUGAUGUUUCGUCUCACAGAACAUGGUGGGAAUGUACUGCUUGACGGAGUCAACAUCCAGGAGAUUGGACUCCACGAUCUGCGCAAACAAAUCUCCAUCAUACCUCAGGAUCCUGUUCUAUUCACCGGCCCACUACGAAAAAACCUUGACCCGUUUUGUAACCAUGAUGACAAUCACCUUUGGAACGCUCUGGAGGAGGUACAGAUGAAGGUGGCUGUGGAGGACCUUCCCGGAGGACUCGAGGCAGAAGUGUCGGAGGGAGGCAUCAACUUCAGUGUUGGGCAGCGUCAGCUCAUUUGUCUGGCACGUGCCAUCCUCCGGAAGAAUCGUGUCCUGAUGAUAGACGAGGCUACAGCUAAUGUAGACCCAAGGACUGAUGAGCUCAUUCAGAAAACAAUCCGGGACAAGUUCCGUCAGUGUACCGUCCUCACAAUCGCUCAUCGUCUCAACACCAUCAUGGACUCUGACCGUGUUCUGGUGCUUGAUGAAGGCAAUAUUGUGGAGUUCGACCAACCAUAUCUACUUUUACAAAAUGAAGAAGGCAAUUUCUACCGGAUGGUUCAACAGACAGGCAAGACUGAAGCAGAUCACCUUCUGGAAGUGGCACGGGACUGUUACCAUGCUGAAAUCUCUUCCAUCAUUCCUGGUCUCGCCUCUGUACAUGACGACGAAAGAAAGUCCAAAGAGGAUAAACUCGGCAGCAAUUUACAACUGGAUGAUAGUGUGUUUGAUACUAGUAAGAUAAGUUUUGCAGAUGAUUCCGAUGAGGAGAAAAAGGAAGAAGUUCAGCUGAACCAUAUUGAUGCAUCAGUUGAAGAAAAUGCUGAAGAUGAUACAGUUGUAGAGGAAGAAAGUGGCAUCUGUAGUCCAAGUGCUCUCGAGUCUGAAGCCAUGUUUGAGUCUCAGCCUCUGUUGGUUGUGUCAGAUGCUGAGGAACAUUCACAAGCUGUUCAACUAGCAGAGAAUAAAAUCAAAGAUGAGGACGAUGACAACGAAGAGGAGGAAUCCAGUCAUCUACUACCUAAAGGGGCCAAUGGUAGCGUAGAGGAAAAUAACAUCAACACUCACCUAUAAUGUUGAGAGUAGUCCUAUAGAAACAUUAUCAUUAUCUAGUUUCAGUGCAUUGCUAUCAUAUGUUAAGGGAAAAGGUUGGUAGACAGCCAAGCCAUAUUAAUUCAGCCCUCAUCUUUCCAAGUUAAAAUGUAAAGUUUCUAGAUUAAUGUACAAUAUCUCCUAGCCUGACACUCAGGCCUACCAAUAUUUGCCAUGAAAAUUAUAUAUGACAGGGUGGGUAGUAGAAUUUUCUAAACGUGUCUGUAGGCUAGAACUCUUAAUAUAAAAGAAAGUCAUUCCAUGUGGGAAAUGUAAUUGGAAAAAUGGCAGUCUGUUUCCGAAAGUACUGACUAAGCAUGUGCAAUGAGACAAUGCAGAGAUGUGGUCGCUGGAUUGAUGUCACUUGUCUAUACAAAGUAAUACUUAACAAGCAUACCCUGCAGUUGUGAUAAAAACUUUUCCAGCAGCAGUUUGUACCUUUUAAUGUAUCACUUGUGAUAAAAGUAUUUGAUAUGUGAUUUACUUUCUUUGAGAGUAUAUCUAGGAGUUGUAAAAUGGUCACAAAAGUUGAACCUUGAAAUGUGUUUUAUAUUUGUUUAUUCUUAUUCAAUUGGGUUUUGUUAGUCUAGUUUAAAUUGUUAAGCCAUAUUUAGUGAAUUAUUUUACUUCCUUAUGUCUGGGGAUUCCCCAGAACUCGUUUCAGAAUUGAUGUUAAUUUUGGAUCCUUGAUCUCCUCUCCAGAGGAACUUCUUUAUUUAUUUGCACUGAACUUUCACAUUCUUGUCCAUGGCCUUAUUCAUCAUCUAAAUCCCCAAAAAAACACAUUAGUUACAAAACAUUUUGUCCAUUAUAAAAGUCAAUGGGGAAGAGAGUCUCAAAAUCUGGUGCAACAUAUUCAUCUACAGUACGGGAAAAUCUCCUUCAUGAGAAAGUGGUUAAACCGACUGUCUUUAUACCAUCAAACCUGUUUAUUGGACCACCACCAUUAAGUUACCAAGAUACUAUGGUACCUGUGUUAUGAGACCAAUUUUAACGUUGCCCAUUGUUGUGAUUCCAUUGUGAAAUAAACCUGUAUUUAAGAGACCUGGGCCCACUUGUAUAAAACAUCUCAAAGUUAAGGAAAAUCUCAAGCAAGUCUAUGGGAAAUCUUAGACUUGAGGAAAUCUCAAGAGUUGAGAUGUUUUAUACAAGUGGACCCUUCUACAGUAAGACACCAGCCUCAUGAGGGGCCAUCUGUGUUAAAAGACCGCUUGAAAUAAUUAUUUUGUAGUGAAUUCAUUGUGGAAAAAACCCUGCAUGAAGUGAUGGUCUCUUCCUACAGGUUUGGCUGUACAUGUAACAACAGCUAUGCAUAACAAUAGUUUCAUAUUCAAACCUGUGAGAGUCAAUAGCUAUAAAAAUGAAUGGCUGUGAAAAUGUCUACGUAUAGUAAGAAACCAUCAUGAUAGACCAAAACACAUUACCUCUUGUUUUACAGGUACCAAAGAGUUUGUCAAAUGAGGAUUUUCACAUGCACUUUCUGUAUACAAAUUUUUGUGGUUUGGGAAUUUUUCACUUUUACACAUUUGUUUUAUUACAUUCACCCCUGAAGACACAUUUGCACUCUUCCAAUUCAAAGGUUGGAAUAGUUCAUUAUGAAAUUUCAGUGGUGAAUGAGUUAAUACAUUGUAUUUGAGUGAAAAAUGCCUACACAAACAUCAUUGACAGGAUAAACUACCAUAGCAUUGCCAACUCCUAAACUAAAUUACGAGGAAUUGGAGCAAAUCAAAAUGUGAAAAUUUUUACACAAAUAUUUUCCCCUUAACAUAUUGGAUGAUAAGACAUGAAGGUAGCCACAGUGUGGGUAUAGUUCCAGACCAUAAUCUAGUUUUAAUCCAGUUAUUCAUUUGCAUUUACUGUCAACUACUACUUACAUACUGCUGACACACAGCAGUCAAUAGACUUUGAUCUUUUUCGGAGAGGCAUUUUUCUGAAACAUGUUUUCUGAUUUGACAGAUAUUUGAAGUAUUUCAAUAAGCAUUCAUUUGUAUUUACUUAUGACAAAAAUUAUCAUGACAGAUGCUGUGUGUUUGUUUCGGUGUUUUCAGAAUUAUGGGGUUCAAAUGUGAAAUGUGACAUUGUGAUUAAUGUGCUUGUGUUUAACAAUGUUGUUGAUAAGAGUGACGUUUUCUCGGACCUGUAGCGCUAAACAAUUGGUAAGAUUGUGCUGAAUGAAUGGAAAAUCUUGAUAGCUCUAAUCUAUAGUUGUAGGGAAUUGUUUAAAACUGAUAAUUUGUUAAUCAUAUUGUGUGUUAAGAUAAAUAAGUGAGCAAUCUUUGUUUAGAUACUGGGCAAUUAAUUAGGAUGAAUGUUUGAAGGAAACUGGGUCACCAGACCAUAUCCUUUCACGUACUACAAUAGAAUACACAUGGCCAAAAUUUUAAAGCGUUAUAUAUAUUAUCAUUAAAUUAAAUAUAAUGCAUAAACAGACAAAUUUUAUAUGAAUAUUAUAUAUCAUUAAUCAAAAUCAUGUGUCUAAGUUUAUAAUUCAAUUUUGAAGGUGUGUUAACUCACACCCCAAAUUUAUGUUCAUUUUAAUUCACAGACAUACAUAUUACAACAAUGCAGUGAAUAUUCAAUGUCCAUGUGAAUGCUUAAAAGGACAUCAAAGUGCCUUGUUUCCAAAGUCAAGUGAAGAGCUUGUGAUAUUGUGGAGUGGAGUGUUGGUAGUAGAAAUGAAGCUUUAGUUAUCCCCCUUUUUGUUAUAUUUAUGUAUUCUGUUGGUAAUUGAUUUGGUUGUGUUAAUACUAAAUAAAUUGUUUCCCUUGAUUCCUAUAUUCUCUGUAGUCAGUUAGUUAGACACGGAAAUUUAUACGGGUGAGUACAGUGGACCGUUGAUCAUCUAGACUCCGAUUAUCACAAAAAUAUGCUUUUAAACAGUGUUCUCUGGACAGUUUUUUCCAGGAACUGAUUCAUGUACCAAAUGUUUUGAAACCAAAAAUGUUCAUUAAUCAAUAUGCAAAAUUACAUGCAUUAUUGAAUGUUUUCUUUGUUUUUCAAAUGAAUUAAUCUGGAGAAUCAAUUAUUAAAGAUAAUAUUAUAGAAAUCUAAAGUAUCCAGACUAACAAGGUUCCAUUGUGUAUUAUUAUAUAAUUAAUUUACCAUGUACAUGUGCCAUACAGCAUCUCAUUGUACAGAAACUGAUCAUUUCUUACUCCAUAUUACCUGGAAAAAAAGGAUAACAUUUUAGUUAACCUAAUGUCAUAUUUUCUUUCAUUGUAACAUUUUGUUUUUUGAUAAUAUUACAAUUUCCUUUCAUAUAUAAUAUUUUAAAAAAAAUCAUUUAAGUUGAUCAUUUGCUGUUAAUGAAAGAAAAAUGAUGUUAGUAAAUGUUAUGAUGUUCUCUAUAUGAGAAUUGUGUUCCCUUUAUAUUCAUGAGCUACAUUCUCGUAUCCCGGUUGAAACGGUUCAGGUGGCGCAGAAAUAUUCCACAAUAAACGAACGAACUUUGAUCGUUCUAUUAAGGCAGAGCUAAAAAAUGCAGUUUCGGAGAAUAAAUAACAAUAUUAGCACAAAUGAUUCAAUACUAUGAAAUAUGCUAUAUAAUUUAUGUUUUAAAUGUCUCCAAAUUUCUCACGAAUUCAGAGAAAAAAUCUCACUAUUUUUGACCAAA